CCCCGCCCCCGCCCGGCAACCAUAAAAGCGCCGGCCCACGGAGGCUCGGCGAGAGGAAAGUUCCGUCCCGGCGGCUCCGGAGUUCAGGGUCCAGCCUGCACCUGCCUGUCCAGGCCAGGACGCUGCCUCAACACCUGUGACUUCAUGUGUUUGCCACAUCUGCAGUCACACCUGCAGCCACCUUUAGCAAGGAAUCCGCGUCUAGACAACCUUGGUGGCUACAAGUCCGCAAUCCACACCUGUGACGCCUAACACCUGUUAACACCUGGGUCACACUUGAUAACCUGGCACACUACCUGACACCUGUAGUGCCAAAGAACCCUCACCUCAGCUGUUGCAAUACCUGCCACCCCUGCCACACAACCCGACCCUCCCCAGACCGUCCUGCUAGAGGAAGCAAUGGCCUUGGCUCCUGAGAGCGGGGCUCCUCGGGUGCGGUUUGGAGAGUGGCUUCUGCACCAGAUCAGCAGCGGCCGCUACGAGGGGCUGCAGUGGCUGGACCAGGCCCACACGCGCUUCCGAGUGCCCUGGAAGCACUUUGCACGCAAAGACCUGGGCGAGGCGGACGCGCGCAUCUUCAAGGCUUGGGCAGUGGCCCGUGGCAGGUGGCCACCCAGCAGCAGCAGAGGUGACCAGCCGGCCCCCGAGGCUGCGGAGCGCGCAGGCUGGAAAACCAACUUCCGCUGUGCGCUGCGCAGCACGCGGCAGUUUGUGAUGCUCCAGGACAACUCGUGGAACCCCGCCGACCCUCACAAGGUGUAUGCGCUCAGCUCUGAGCUGGGUGGGAGAGAAGGCCCAGGCAUCGACCAGGGUGAGGAAGAUGGCCUCGAGGGUGGCCCCCACACACAGGGCGGGCCCCCAGGGCCACUCCUGGCAAGAGGAGGCUCUGAGCUGCACAGCCCACACCCGGUUCCAGCUGGUGAUGCGGUUCCAGCUGGUGAUGCGGGGAACCUCUUGCUCCAGGCCAUGCAGCAGAGUUGCCUUGGGGACCAAAUGAAAGCUGCAUGUGGGGGAGAGCCAGACCCCCAGCAGGCUCCUGGAGAGGGCCAGGAGGGGCCAGCCCUGAGCGGGGGCUGUGUUGGAGGCCCAGGGCUCCCUGCUGGGGAGCUGCUCAAAGCAUGGGAGGUGCAAGCAUGGGCGGUGGAAGCAGCCCCUAUCUUUGAGCUCCCCGACCUAACGACAAGUUGUCAGUUCGGGCAGCCCUCUCCAGAUGCAGGCCAGGGUGCGGCUCCAGAGCCCGGCGUGAGGCCGCCUCACUGGGCCGCCGGCCCCAGCAUCCUCACUGCAGGGGGAGAGCCCAGCCUGUGGGUGCUGGACGUGACCAUCAUGUACAAGGGCCGAGCAGUGCUGCAGGAGGUAGUGGGGCGCCCAAGCUGCUUGCUCCUGUACGGCCCCCCAGGCCCAGCUGUGCAGGCUGCAGAGCCCCAGCACGUGGCGUUCCCCAGCCCGGCGGAGCUCCCCGACCAGAAGCAGCUGCGCUACACGGAGGAGCUGCUGCGGCACGUGGCCCCCGGGCUGCAGCUGGAGCUGCGGGGGCUGUGGCUGUGGGCCCGGCGCAUGGGCAAGUGCAAGGUGUACUGGGAGGUGGGCGGCCCCCUGGGCUCUGCCAGCCCCUCCACCCCUGCCCGCCUGCUGCCGCGGAACUGUGACACCCCCAUCUUCGACUACGGCACCUUCUUCCGAGAGCUGCUGGAAUUCCGGGCACGGCAGCGCCGGGGCUCCCCCCACUACACCAUCUACCUGGGCUUUGGGCAGGACCUGUCUGCUGGGAGGCCCAAGGAGAAGACCCUGGUCCUGGUGAAGCUGGAGCCGAGGCUGUGCCGGACCUGCCUGGAGGGUGUGCAGCGCGAAGGCGUGUCCUCCCUCGACAGCAGCCUCAGCCUCUGCCUGUCCAGCACCAACAGCUUCUACGACGACAUCGAGCACAUCCUCAUGGAGCUGGAGCAAGCCGCCUAGGGCCAGACCCCAGCCCUCCCCGGUCCAAUAAAAAGAGCCUCAGAACCA
This is a messenger RNA of Microcebus murinus (gray mouse lemur), 2004 nucleotides long. The record is from RefSeq and is a predicted model, not a curated record. NCBI's taxonomy places the organism in Eukaryota, Metazoa, Chordata, Mammalia, Primates, Cheirogaleidae.